Molecule: messenger RNA, 1233 nt
Organism: Schistosoma guineensis
Lineage: Eukaryota; Metazoa; Platyhelminthes; Trematoda; Strigeidida; Schistosomatidae
Source: the annotation of a GenBank genome assembly
AUGUCACGAUACGGGAAAGCGAUCAAUGUAGAUAUCGGUGAUCAGAAGUUUUAUUCUGUAUUUGGAUCACCGAAUGUAGAUCUAGAUUUAACUUCUGCCAAAACUCAGAAAGCAAUAUUUGAUGUGAUCCAUUUUUGGAUGAAAGAAGGAAUAGAUGGAAUUCUCCUGGAUAAUGCUGCAUUUUUUGUUGAAGAAAAAGAAGAAGAAGAAGAAGAAGGAACACAGAGCAACCUCGGUUCAACAUGGUCGGAAAACUGUCCCAAUUCUCAAUUAUAUAGAAAUGGAAGUGUGAAAUUUGUUGAAGGUGUAAGAGAAGAAAUGAACAAGUGGAUUAAGGAAAGUGGAAAAGAAAAAUUAUUGGCUGUGAACUCUGGUGAUACAGGUUGUGGUGUGGGCGAUAAUCCAGAUCCAAUGUUAAUGUUCAGAGAUGUGGCUGAUUUAAUAAUCAGUCGUGAAUUGGUUUUCAAUAGGGGUAGAAGUGAAAUGCGAUUAUCAUUCGACAAAACAACCAUACAGAAAUAUUCUACAUAUUCAGACUCUGAUAAGGAGAAAUUAGGAUUGAUAACAAGUACUUCAAAUAAUCCAACAGAUUCAAAUGUGAUUCAGCUUGCAUUAACAUUAUUAUUACCAGGACAACCAAUAAUUUAUUAUGGAACUGAGACGGGUAUCAAUACCAUGGAAUUAUCUCGUAUUCCGGAAAAGUUAUAUCCAAAAGGGAAACGUCACAAUAAUGAAGUGGGAUUUUGGUCUACACGAUCUCAUUUACCAAUGCCAUGGGAUUUCAAUGGGAGGAGAUUUUCAGCAACAAUAAAUGACUCUAGUUUUGGUGACUAUUUGGAUGGUUAUUCACAUAAAGAAACCGUUGAAAUUCAGCUUGCUGAGGGAAAUAAUCUAUCAAAACUUAAUCUCGUUAAGAAAUUGGUGACUUUACGUCAGCAUCAUAGUUUGAAAUGGGGAACAAUGGAGCGGAUAAGUUUUGGUGAAGAAUCGUCAGAUCAUGCAGAAGCAUUUGUACGAAAGGCAAAAGGAUUUCCAACAUUCAUUGUGGUAAUAUUGAAGCAGUUAAUGGAGGAUUAUCUUUUGGAUCUCACCCCUAUUUGUUCAUCAGUUACAUCGAAAAUAAUUUAUCCUUCACAUCCACAUUUACAAGUUGACAUUCCAUUAACAACUUCAAAAAUAUACAUUCCGAAAAUGGAUAAUUCAAACUACAUCUUAGUAUUUCAUUGUAAUUGA